GCUGUUGUCGUAGUAAAGGAGUAGAGGGGGCAGCUGAAGUCAAGGUAGGACAGAUGUAUCGAAAACAGCCAGUUACUUGCUUAAGAAAAUCGAUCAUUUUUGUUUUUCCUUUUAUUUUUUAAACAUCAAGAAGAAGAAAAAUGGGAAGCACGUUGAUGGAGUCCAGCAAAGGGAGCUCAAAAAAGAUCCCAAAAAAGAGGAAAAGUCUGCGGAUAAACAUGCCAGACUUUGGGGAUUUAACUGCCCCUAAAUUGGAGACCAGUGGCCAAACCAAAAGUGGCAGUCAGACGGAGGAGCGUCUCAUUCGUUCAGCCAGCCCCACCAAAGGAGUUUCUAUAAAGAACCCCUCCAGCAGGCCUUCAACACCCCAAUCUGCUUCAUUGCCAAAGGCCCUGUCAGCUUCACCAAAAUCUAUUUUCCCGUAUCCCUCCAAUCAGUGCUCCUCACCCAAGUCCCCCCAUCGCCUCAGCUUCAGCGGUAUCUUCCGCUCAAAUUCCACAUCUGCAAGCAUGAAAAUCUUCUCCAGAACCCGAAGAGCUUCUGGACGCUCCACGCCUCCCUCCACUCCGACCCAGGCAUCCUGCCAACCUGUGUUCAGCCCAGAGGCUCAGCGGCAGAGCGGCCCCAGUCCAGAACGCCUGGAGUCCAGUUCCCGAAGCCGCUCCCUGUCCACUCCUCCAGACACAGGACAGCGCAUCAGCCUUUCCUACGCUAAACCUCCGAUCCCAUCAACCAGUCCUGUGCCACCUUUCUCUACCUCACACCAUGUCUACGGCUUAUUCGAAGGUAUGCUGGAGAAACUUGAACUAGAUGAUGAUGCUGCUGAGCCUGAGAGUGAUAUUUACAUGCGCUUCAUGAAAUCCCACAAGUGCUACGACAUUGUUCCCACAAGCUCCAAGCUGGUCGUGUUUGACACGGCACUCCAAGUUAAAAAGGCGUUCUUCGCCUUAGUGGCCAAUGGUGUGCGAGCUGCUCCUCUAUGGGACACGGAGAAGCAAAGCUUUGUGGGAAUGCUGACAAUCACAGAUUUCAUCAUCAUACUGCACAGAUACUAUAAAUCACCACUGGUGCAAAUUUAUGAGUUAGAGGAACACAAGCUUGAGACGUGGAGAGAGGUUUAUCUUCAAGCAACGUUUAAACCUCUUGUUAACAUAUCACCAGAAGCAAGCCUGUUUGAUGCAGUAUACACCCUCAUCAAAAAUAAAAUUCACCGCCUGCCUGUCAUCGACCCUGUUACAGGGAAUGCACUUUAUAUUCUCACACAUAAGAGGAUCCUAAAGUUUCUCCAGCUGUUUAUGUGCGAAAUGCCAAAGCCAGCUUUCAUGAAGCAGACCCUAGGUGAGCUGGGUAUCGGAACGUACCAUGAGAUUGCUUUUAUCCACCCUGACACGCCCAUCAUUAAAGCACUCAACAUCUUUGUGGAGAGACGAAUAUCUGCUCUGCCUGUGGUGGAUGACUCAGGCAAAGUUGUUGAUAUUUAUUCCAAGUUUGAUGUAAUUAACUUGGCUGCAGAGAAGACGUACAAUAACUUGGACAUCAGCGUGACGCAGGCCCUGAAACAUCGCUCGCAGUACUUUGAAGGAGUCGUUAAGUGCCACAAAAUGGAAACGAUGGAGACCAUUGUGGACAGAAUAGUCAAAGCAGAAGUCCAUCGGCUGGUGGUGGUGGAUGAGCGCUCCAGUAUUGAGGGCAUUAUUUCCCUUUCAGACAUCCUCCAGGCUCUGGUGCUCAGCCCAGCAGAUGCCUGUAAGGAGGAGAACCUGACUGAAUGAGUUUGUGGUGCAUCAGCUUUAGUGGGCGAAGUGAAUUCAUCUACAGCUUAAGUUGUAUUGUUUGAAGCUGAUGUGGAAAUUCUGGAGCGGUUCGGAAAAGUCAUGUGCAGCUGAGUGAAGUGGAGUGAAGUUUUUUUGCACUGAGGAAUGGAUUCUCUCUCUUUUUUUUUUUUUUCUUUUUCCAGUUUAAACACUGAUCCAAUGCACACGCAUUACAAACCAAUAUGCAAACACACGCCGAUGAAUGCAACAACCUUAUGGGAAAUGGAGAACAUUUUCAGAUUGAUCUGGGCUUUAAGUAGUUAAAAUCAUGUAGCUGUCAUCCUACACUUUUUAUACUUUAGUCACGUUUUGAUACUUUAACAUCCAUUGUACCAAAGUGUUUUAGCAGCACAACUACAUCCUCAUCCACAGAGAUUGGACAGCUGCUGUCAGCAAGGAGAACCGUUGCCAAUGCCAACAUAAAAUCACUCAGUGCGCAGUUUUUUGUGCCUUUUGUGCAGCAUUUUGCAUUAGUUUCUCACUGUGUGACUCGAGUGCUUUUUUUUUUUGUAAUAUAAACGUAAGAUUGAAACAUUUACUUUUUAGGGGUUAAAAAGUCAUUUAUACUGUUUAUUCCCGGCUGUUAUGGAAGCUUCACACAAACAGGUGGAGCUGCUGGUGUGUGUCAGCUGGAUCGCAACAGGACUCAUCUCAUUCUUGUGUAAAUGAGAUUGUUCUCUGAUGACGUCACAGAAAGCUUUAUUUUUAUGAAUGUGUUAACAUAUCUAAAGAUACUUCAGUUUGAAUGUUAUUUUUGUACAUAUAUUGUGGCAGUAUGUCUAAUUCAGAGAGACUUUGUAUCGAAUCAAAAUGUACUGUAAAUGUGCAAAGCAUGACAAACUACACUUCAGCAGAAUGAAUGUUUGUUUUGACUUUUUCUAUUUUUCUGGGAGCAGAAAAAUAAACAGACACUGAAUGUACUCUAAAAGCCGA
Messenger RNA from Cyprinodon variegatus (sheepshead minnow), 2747 nucleotides. RefSeq names its product 5'-AMP-activated protein kinase subunit gamma-2-like. The record is from RefSeq and is a predicted model, not a curated record. The coding region runs from base 141 to 1772 and encodes 543 amino acids. The transcript is spliced from 16 exons. Lineage: Eukaryota; Metazoa; Chordata; Actinopteri; Cyprinodontiformes; Cyprinodontidae.